Hibiscus syriacus is the source of this 483-nucleotide messenger RNA. RefSeq names its product 7-deoxyloganetin glucosyltransferase-like. The record is from RefSeq and is a predicted model, not a curated record. NCBI's taxonomy places the organism in Eukaryota, Viridiplantae, Streptophyta, Magnoliopsida, Malvales, Malvaceae. The transcript is spliced from 3 exons. The coding region runs from base 1 to 483 and encodes 160 amino acids.
AUGCGUGAAGUUUUAGGUGUACUGUCCUCAAUGCUAGCUCCUGUUUUCUCCCUUGGACCACUGAAUCUUUCGAGUCAUCAGGCCCACGAAGACGAUUUGAAACAACUUGGGUCAAAUCUAUGGAAAGAGGACCCCAACUGUCUUCAAUGGCUCCAAUCAAAAGAGCCCAACUCUGUGCUGACUGAAUUUGCUUGGGGGAGCUUGCAGGCAAGUUGCUGCCCACAGGUACAAGUUUUGAGCGACCCUUCUGUUGGAAGGUUCUUGAAUUCCACAAUAGAAAGUAUAUCGUUUGGUGUUCCAAUGAUCUGCUGGAAACUAACCGCAAUGUCAAGAGAGAUUAAGUUGCUGGAUGAGUUAACGGAACGGGAAAAAGGCAAAGCGACGAAGAAGAUGGCGGAAGAGGCCACCAGCUUCCCCAAUGAUUCGCCUUAUAAAAGUCUAAGCCAAAUCAUAAACCAAGUUUUGAUCUCUCCAUUAGGUUAA